Messenger RNA from Dromiciops gliroides (monito del monte), 2763 nucleotides. It is a transcript of the gene PPP2R2C, whose product is annotated as protein phosphatase 2 regulatory subunit Bgamma. Bases 850 to 2172 code for a protein of 440 amino acids. Gene Ontology annotation, cellular component: cytosol; protein phosphatase type 2A complex. Gene Ontology annotation, molecular function: protein binding; protein phosphatase regulator activity. The transcript has 10 exons. Gene Ontology annotation, biological process: peptidyl-serine dephosphorylation. The record is from RefSeq and is a predicted model, not a curated record. Lineage: Eukaryota; Metazoa; Chordata; Mammalia; Microbiotheria; Microbiotheriidae.
GGUGGCGGCAGGAGCAGCAGCAUCGGUGGUGGUGGCGACAGCAGCAGCAGAGGCAGCAGCAGCAACAGCAGCAGCAGCAGCAGCAGCAAGCAGAGCAGAAGAGCUGAGCUGAACAGUCCAGCCUCACCAAACGUCUUUUGCUGCAGUAGCCAGAGGAGUGCUUUGCUCGCAGCUUCUCUUCCCAGAGCAGAGGCAGAGGCGGCCGUGUGAGCUCGCUCACUGGGCAUGGGAGUACCCGACUGAGGACCGGCUCCUUUCCCUCCUGACUGCCAGCCGGAGAAAGUGCUGGGCGUGUGUGUGUGUGUGUGUGUGCGUGUGUGCAUAUGGUGGUUUGCUUUUUUUUCCCUCUUCAGACACGCAGACCACCUACUGCCUUCCCCCACCCUGGGUGUGUGGCAUUUAAAAGAUUUUUUUUCCCCAGAAGCUCCUGUCUUUCCCUCUCCGUGGCGGUGUUUUCCCCCUACCCUGUUCUCCGGGUUUUUUUAAACGUCCCUCCCCCGCAUCUGCACCCCCCACCCCAGCCUUUGCUGCACCAUCAGCCCUCAGGAUGCUGCUGUGCUCCGGAGCCCGGGCAGCCCCCCGCCUCUGCUAGGCAGCAUGGAUGGUGCUCUUGCGACGACCUCUACUGAUUCUCUCCGUCCACUGCGGCUGGGCAUGCUGAGGAGCCCUGCUGUCAAUGGGCGAGGACGCUGACACGCGGAAAAUUAACCACAGCUUUCUCCGAGACCACAGCUAUGUGACCGAAGAUACUACUUGCUGGAUGCAGAGUGGGUGGAUUCAACUUUCUUCUGGAGCCUGAACAGGUCAUCACCGGGAAAUUUCACACCUUACCUGGCUCUCGUGGAGAAUAUGGAAGGUGAAAGCAUCUAUGAAGUUGACUCUGAAGAUGGGGUUGGAGCUGAUAUUAUUUCUACAGUCGAGUUCAACCACACGGGAGAACUGCUGGCUACCGGGGACAAGGGGGGCCGGGUUGUCAUAUUCCAAAGGGAACCAGAGAGUAAGAAUGAGCCUCACAGCCAGGGCGAAUACAAUGUUUACAGCACUUUCCAGAGCCAUGAGCCGGAGUUUGAUUAUUUGAAGAGCUUGGAGAUAGAAGAGAAAAUUAACAAGAUUAAAUGGCUCCCCCAGCAGAAUGCAGCUCAUUCUCUCUUGUCCACAAAUGAUAAAACUAUCAAAUUAUGGAAGGUUACCGAACGUGAUAAGAGGCCUGAAGGGUAUAACUUAAAAGAUGAAGAAGGAAAACUCAAAGACCUAUCUACAGUGACAUCACUACAGGUGCCUGUGCUGAAGCCCAUGGAUCUGAUGGUGGAGGUCAGCCCCCGGAGAAUCUUUGCUAAUGGCCAUACCUAUCACAUCAACUCCAUUUCUGUCAAUAGCGACUGUGAGACUUACAUGUCUGCGGAUGACCUCCGAAUUAACCUCUGGCACUUAGCAAUCACGGAUAGGAGCUUCAACAUUGUCGACAUCAAGCCAGCCAACAUGGAGGACCUGACUGAAGUAAUCACGGCCUCAGAGUUCCAUCCCCACCACUGUAACCUCUUCGUCUACAGCAGCAGUAAAGGGUCCCUGAGAUUGUGCGACAUGAGAGCGUCGGCCCUCUGUGACAAGCACUCCAAGCUUUUUGAAGAACCCGAAGACCCCAGUAACAGAUCCUUCUUCUCUGAAAUCAUCUCCUCGGUGUCAGAUGUCAAAUUCAGCCACAGCGGCCGGUUCAUGCUCACCAGGGAUUACCUCACGGUCAAAGUUUGGGAUCUGAAUAUGGAAACAAAGCCUAUAGAAACAUACCAGGUUCACGAUUACCUUAGGAGCAAGCUGUGUUCCCUGUAUGAAAAUGACUGCAUUUUUGACAAGUUUGAAUGUGCCUGGAAUGGAUCUGACAGUGUCAUCAUGACCGGUGCCUACAAUAACUUCUUCAGAAUGUUUGACCGGAACACCAAGCGUGAUGUCACCCUGGAGGCCUCCAGGGAGAGCAGCAAGCCCAGGGCCAUCCUCAAGCCCCGCCGGGUCUGUGUGGGUGGCAAGCGCCGGAAAGACGAUAUCAGCGUGGACAGCUUGGACUUUACCAAGAAGAUACUUCACACGGCCUGGCAUCCCGCCGAGAACAUCAUUGCCAUCGCAGCGACAAACAAUCUUUACAUAUUCCAGGAUAAAGUGAACUCAGAGAUGCACUAGGUUUAUCAAUAAUCCUCUGUAUUUAUCAACCAGCCUUUUGCAGAUUGUACAAGAUGACUGUCAGAGAGAAAAACAGAGCAAAAGAAAAGUGGUGGUGGUGGUGGAAUUUAUCCUCCUCUGUCCCAGCUGCCCACCGCCACCUCACCCUCCCAACUCCCCAGAAUCCCCUGAGAUGAUGAUGAUGGCCAUUUAAUAAAGCAGAAACCCAGAAUUCACUGUAACUAAGGGGCAAAGGGCACUUCAACAAGGUGACAGGCUUGUCGGUUUUUUAACAAUUAGGGUCCAUUAUACACUCUCCUCCUAGGUCUUUCAUGUUUACCACAUUAUUAGAGCUUUUUUAUAUCCACAAGUUAAGUUUCCCCUCCAAUCUUCUCUUGGCACUUUGGUUUCUAUACAGACUUAGCAUGAGUGAUGGAGUGACAUUGCUCUAUCGCCAUGGCUCUGGAGACAGCAGGCAGACCUGAGACCAGCUGUUAUGGUUGGCCUGGAAAGAAACCAGCUAUUCUCUCUCUCUCUCUCUCUCUCUCUCUCUCUCUCUCUCUCUCUCUCUCUCUCUCUCUCUCUCUCUCUCUCUCUCCCUCCCUCCCUCUC